Molecule: messenger RNA, 1555 nt
Organism: Rhizophagus irregularis DAOM 181602=DAOM 197198
Lineage: Eukaryota; Fungi; Glomeromycota; Glomeromycetes; Glomerales; Glomeraceae
Source: RefSeq, a predicted model, not a curated record
UUUUAUUGUAUUUAAAGUUUCCCUCUUAUUAUUUAUUUCAAAAUGCCACGAACAAGUAGUCGUAAAAAAAAGCCAAAACAACAAACUUUACGACCAAACCAUAAGUUACCUCCUGAACUCAUUACUGAAAUAUUUGAAUAUUUAUGGGGAGGAAUUAUAGACGAACAAGUAUAUGAGUCGGAAAUACCCAAUGCGAUUGACAAUCAUUUCUCACAAGAACAGUCAGAUCUUUUUAGAGUUUCUAGGGUGUGUUCAGUCUGGCGUCAAAUAGCUGUACCGAGAAUAUGGCAAAAAGUAUUGUUUCAACUUGACGCAGAACGAGACUGGGAAAAGCUAUUUCAAUGGAUAAUCCAAGAAGGUUAUGGUAAAUAUACCAGACAGAUCUAUAUAGAAUAUGAUUAUGAUCCUAAACAAAAUGAAACAGAGUCUACGCUAAGUGAGAAAUUGAACGGUAUUGUAAAAUUUGCUAAAACAGUACCUAACAUGCAUACUUUUGCAGUCAGAUUCAACUCCGUUACCACGGAUCAUAUUUCCGAGGAUCUUCCACCUGUAAUGAAUACUUUUUUUUCAGAUAUAUCAGAAUCGUGUCGAUCCGUUCGGAGAGUUAAAAUUCAUACAUCCGCGUUACGUGGGCCCAAUAAAGAUGAUACACUCAAUUUACCGUCUGUUAGCAAUAUUAUUUCAAUGGUUACUGGGACUGUUCGAGAAGUUGAUUUAAUGAUGCAUGUCGCGAAUCAAGAAACUAUUGGAGCACUUCGCGAUUGUAAAAAAAUAGAUCGCGCAUUAGUUCAUUGUUGUGAUUGGAAAGAGACACCGGAAGAUUUCUAUACAUUAUUAACAUCAUGGAAAAAUAUCAAGAACCUUCAAAUUGAACCACCACAUAUUACAGACUACAACUGGGAAGAAAUUUAUACAAAGUCACUUCAAUAUUUGGCAGAUAAUUGUGGAGAACAAUUAGAAGAAUUGUGGAUGCCUUUGAGAGAGGAAGAUCAGAAGUUAUUCUGUAAUCUUGUGGAAAAUACACCAAAUUUGAAAGUGUUGGCAUUAGAAGGAAGGGAUUUCGAGAAUGAUGGACAUUUCUUGGAUGUUGUAGCAAGAACCACCCCACAUCUUAAUUAUAUUCAUUUAUCAUACUUUCCAUCUGUUACAGGAGAUAAUAUUCAAGAUAUUAAGUGGCACCAAUUAAUGGAUGUCAAUAUAAUGGGUUGUGAAAAGUUAGUAAAGAAACGAUUUUUCGAUAGUGUAAAAAAAGAUCAUUGUUCUAAACUUAAUAUUCACAUAUACGAUCUUGAAGGCAAUAUUACUGAGGAAAGAUGAUAAAUAAUUCUGUACGGAUGACUUAACUUUUUCAUUGGUUGGAAAGCUAUUAAUUUUUGGAAAUUCAGAAUGGAUCCGGGAAAUCUUCUUAUAUCUUUAUUGCAUUAUCUAGAUAUGAUUUCAUAGGUAUUUUUUUCCAAAUGUAUUUUUUUAUUCUUAUAUUGUAUUAUAAAGUUUUCGGCUAGAUUAAUUGCUGCAUUUCUAAUGACAUUUGAAUAAACAAACAAAUAAACGAGCC